This is a messenger RNA of Dibothriocephalus latus, 1191 nucleotides long. NCBI's taxonomy places the organism in Eukaryota, Metazoa, Platyhelminthes, Cestoda, Diphyllobothriidea, Diphyllobothriidae. The record is from the annotation of a GenBank genome assembly.
AUGUUUUUUGUUGUUGUAGUUCAAAAGCCGAAAAAGACGAGGAUUAUUCCAAACAUAAAGGCACCGGAACUUAUCAAUGCACCUUUUGUCCGUGGUCGUCCGAGUCGGAGAUCUGGAAAUCGUUAUUACCGACGCGUAAUAGUUGGUAAAGAUGGAUCCGUUGAGUCAGCAGAGGUGACUGAGAAGAACUACAUACGCAACUCAGAUGCGUUCCGCCCUCUACUUUCUCACUCCUUUUACGGUGAAACAAAGCCAAUACCACCGGGAGCAAUCUCUGCAGCAGCACAUGUGGAAACUGCCCAGCAUUCCUAUGCCCACCAAUCAGCACCUAGUCCAACGGUUGCUACGGAGACAAAUGUAUCAACGGCAGCCGUUGUGCCUCCAGUCUCAACAAACGAGCAACCAGACCAGCCCACCGCUGCCAUAAGUGCGAAUACUCAGCAGCCUAACCAACCGCCUAGUGGCAACAGAUUUUUCCGCAGUAAUCGUAUUUCGGAUGCUGAAAUGAAGAAACGUGAAUAUGUGACCAAAGAAUUACAAGGUCCCGCAAAUACCCGCGUACAGGUCCUUCGGCCAUCUAAAUCUGAAGCCGAACCUAUUGAGGGUGUGGAAGAGUCUGCCGCAAACUUCAUGGCUGGUGUCGGCGUUGUCAGCACUCCAAAUGCCCACCGACGACGUGGGAAGAGAACCCGCGGAAAGGCAAACGAAUUGGGCGCUGUUUCUGAACAACAACAGCAAGACAAAAACUUACAAGAAGAUAUUGACGAUGGCUUAGAUCUAAAUUCGGAGGAAAGGCUUCUCCUCAUGUCGUUCUUCAAUGAGGCACCCGCCGAAGAGCUGUCACUCAUGCCUGGCUGCUCCCAAAAGACUGCCGAAAUCAUCAUUAACCUCAGACCCUUCAAGAAUUCGACAGACUUGAAGCUGCGGUUGGACUCCACUAGGCAUCUUUCUACCAACCUGAUUGACUCCUUCAAGGAGCUCAUGUAUACUCGGACAAUGUUCUCGUCUCUCUUGAACAGUUGUGAAGACAUAAGCCUCCGAGUUUUAGGGCGUCUGGAGAAUCUGCUUGCGGAUUGUGUCAAUCUUCCGGCAUCCGAGACCACUGACGCAAGGGGCGACUCUGAGGGUUUCCUCCGAAAGGAAAAAAUUGACAUUCUACGCGAGCAGCCUGUCAUAUUGCAUCCUCUGUAA